Gadus chalcogrammus (walleye pollock) is the source of this 2851-nucleotide messenger RNA. RefSeq names its product ORMDL sphingolipid biosynthesis regulator 2 (gene ormdl2). The record is from RefSeq and is a predicted model, not a curated record. NCBI's taxonomy places the organism in Eukaryota, Metazoa, Chordata, Actinopteri, Gadiformes, Gadidae. Bases 54 to 515 code for a protein of 153 amino acids. The transcript is spliced from 4 exons. Gene Ontology annotation, cellular component: endoplasmic reticulum membrane. Gene Ontology annotation, biological process: intracellular sphingolipid homeostasis; ceramide metabolic process; negative regulation of ceramide biosynthetic process.
AAAGUGGGCGUGGUCGAAAACGUAGUCAUUUCCUGGUGCGCUCCAACAGGAAGAUGAACGUGGGCGUAGCUCACAGCGAGGUCAACCCCAACACGCGGGUGAUGAACAGCAGGGGCAUCUGGCUGAGCUACCUGCUGCUGACCGUGGUGCUGCACGUGGUGCUGCUCAGCAUCCCCUUCAUCACCGUGCCGCUGGUCUGGACCCUCACCAACGUCAUCCACAACCUGGUAAUGUACUUGUUCCUACACACAGUAAAGGGCACUCCCUUUGAGACCCCAGACCAAGGUAAAGCUCGUCUGCUGACACACUGGGAACAGAUGGACUACGGCAUCCAGUUCACGUCUUCUCGAAAGUUCCUCACUAUCUCACCCAUCAUUUUGUAUAUCCUAGCCAGUUUCUACACAAAAUACGACGCCACUCAUUUCAUGGUGAACACGAGCUCCCUGCUCAGUGUCCUCCUCCCGAAGCUCCCUCAGCUCCAUGGAGUACGGAUCUUUGGGAUCAACAAAUACUGAGGCGCUCGUUCACCCGCGGGUCUGGAAGGUCGCGAUGGACGGACGGGGCGUUCGCUGUCCAGAUGCCGGGAUGGGGAAACAUCUUAAGAAUGGACAGUUUUCCUGCUGCUUAACAAUAGGGGGGGAAAAACACACUGCUGUUCUGAGCUGAAGGUUUAUGAAGAUCUAGGUGAACUUUUUAUUUUCUAUAAGCAUUCCCUAUUUAAGAUUGGAAGCUGUCAGACAUUGGAAUAUCCGUCUCUCUCCGGUGAUGUGGCGGCAAAUGUUUCUUCUUGUAGAAGCUGACCGGCUGCAUCUCUUUAAAAAACUGUUUGUUACAGAUUCUUUUUUAGGAUCAAUAAAGCUACACUUUAAAGGCAGCAUUGCGGUUAUCUUUUCAAAUCGUGUCACUCAUUAGUCUCACAAUUAUUUAUGCAUAGGAUUUUGAUUGCUGCGGUGUAGUUAUGUAUGUGCUAGAUAUAAACAGUAUUGUGACAGGGAAAAGGGCUGAUUGCCUGUAGUACUUAUGCUUACUUACAGUACUUAGUGCUUAUUUGAAAAUAAUCGCUGAACAAUGCAUGCAGUGAUGACCAUAAUCAAGUAGAUUUUUAUUAUGUUGUCCCGCAUUUCAUGCAGCAUUAAUUGUCAGUAUUUGACAUUUCUUAUCAGUAAUGCCAUUUUGCUAGAGUGAGAGUCGGGUUUAAUUUCUGUGGGGAACUCCAAGCACUUUGCAUGGUGGUAGCCACCGCAAUGUGUUUGAUAUUCUGCUGAAUCCAAAGGGAUUCCCCCUCCUUCCGUUAGUUUAGCCCGUGUCCGCCUGCACUCAGUGGUCUCAGCGGUGACGUGUUUGGGGAAAAAGUAACCCAUGGGAAAACAACUGCUGUGCAUGCCAAUCUACCGCAAGUGAAGAGAGUUAAGCAAUAAAUAGGGGCUCAUCUUUACGACACACAGGUUGUAAACGUUUGCAACAAUUUGUCUGUGGGCGUAUUUGUUUUCAACUAUAAAGUGCAGCCGGUAGGAAAGGUAUGAGGAAGUUUGAGAAUGCCCACACGGACAUAGUGAAACUAGUGGACCACAUGGUAAUCCCUUUCAAAUCAAUUGAUCUACCUAGUGACUGACAUUUAACCCGGGGUGGGAAUUAGGUCGUCCACUUGUUUUUCCCAGGUUCUGCUUCCACUUUUUAGUUUCACCGUCUGCCAGGCUACUGCUGCUGACUAAAGGGUUCAUGCAUUUGACUGAACACAGCACAUGAUCAUAUUUAAGAUAUGUGAAUACCAUGUAUUUUUGACCGAUAUGGAAUCUCCAAUAAUUUGUAAGAUGAAAAAUGAUGAAAGAUGCAGGCAAAUCAUGAACAGAAAAUAGAAUUGACCAUACUAAAGGUAGCGAGUCGAAUAAAAAUGGGUGCGAUUAACCAUUUUCCGCCCACGGUCUGUGGUAUAUAUUUUCUAGGAAAUAUAAUUGAUUUAUGUGUACCCCAAAAAAUGUAUACCAUUUACCUACCAAGCAGAUUUCAAAACAGCAACCAAAUACUGAUUUAAACUGGAAAAGUUGUCAACAGUGACACAUUUGAAUGUUGAACAAAAUACUUUGGUUCAUAUUAAAUUUUAAUUAUUUGCCGUAACAGAAUAAAAAAAUAAAUUUUAUGGACUACAUAUCCAAACACCAGUCAAUAAUUUCCAAAAAAAACCAUUCCCUCAAACAUUUACUGUAAAUGCAAAGAGCAUUUAACAAUGCAUAAACCUAGACGCUGUAAACAGUUCACUGAAGGUAUGUUUGCCAAGAAUUAAACCAUGCAUACAUUUCAGUAACACUUUAAAGUCAACAAAAUACUUAAUCACAAACAUUCUGAUACAAACUCAUAAGGUCGGCGGACGCAAGAGUUGGCUACAUUCUCAAAUUACUAAAACAAGUUACCCAGAGAUUUGCAAAAAAAAAAAAAAAAUGAAGGCCUGAUGCGACUCUUGAACACAAUUUGCUCUGCAUAUAUUGUGUAGCACUUUAAAAGAAAAAAGAUGCUUGAUUCAUCGUUGGUCCACUGGAACCCGAGAGGGCCCGUUCUCUUCCUGCAACAGCACCCCCUGGACCACAGUACCAGGUCAGUGUGCUACACAGUGAACUCCUGUUGUCUUCCGACCACAUUCACAAGACCAAGCGGAGUCUUCUUUCCGUAUUUUACAGUGCAAUACUUUUCCAUUGUCAAAGUCUUCUCGAAAAAGUUCUCUCGUCUGGAUCUUCCUCCUCUUCAUCACUGUCAAAUAACUCAUCCUCCAGGAAAGAUCCUCCAAACCCAUAUUCCUGUGCAUGGACAGCCACCUCAUUUGGUCUCAGGUGGGACAAGCCCUCUACAAAAUCUGCAA